This is a messenger RNA of Protobothrops mucrosquamatus (brown spotted pit viper), 657 nucleotides long. Its product is annotated as pre-mRNA-processing factor 17. Gene Ontology annotation, biological process: mRNA splicing, via spliceosome. The record is from RefSeq and is a predicted model, not a curated record. Gene Ontology annotation, molecular function: mRNA binding. Gene Ontology annotation, cellular component: catalytic step 2 spliceosome. The transcript has 5 exons. The annotation marks the transcript as partial. NCBI's taxonomy places the organism in Eukaryota, Metazoa, Chordata, Lepidosauria, Squamata, Viperidae.
UUCCGUUCGGGUAAGAUGUCGGCCGCCAUCGCUGCCCUCGCGUCAUACGGGGGCUCAGAUUCCGAGUCCGACUCGGGGUCCGAUGCUGAAGGAAGGCCCGGCCUUUCCGCCCAGGUCGCCGGGGCCGACGCUGUGCUUCACUUGGCGGGGCCGCCGCCCUCUGCGCAACAGGCUCUGCUGCCGGUAGUGGACUCGGCCCCAGCGGUGUCGGUGAAGGAAGAUGUGGAAACAGGGCUUCAUAUUGAUCCAACCACCAAGGAAGUUCAAUAUAAUCCGAAGUAUGACACCAUGUUUGCACCAGAGUUUGGGCCAGUCAAUCCAUUUAGGACUCAACAGAUGGCCGCUCCCAGGAACAUGCUUUCUGGAUACACGGAACCAGCACAUAUCAAUGAUUUCAUGUUUGAACAACAGAGAAGAACAUUUGCAACUUAUGGAUAUGCACUAGAUCCUUCAAUAGACAAUUACGAAGUGCCUACUAAAUAUAUUGGAUCUGUAGAAGAAGCAGAAAAAAAUCAAGGUCUAACGGUGUUUGAAACGGGGCAAAAGAAAAUAGAGAAAAGGAAAAAAUUCAAACAGAAUGAUGCAUCUAAUAUAGAUGGCUUCUUGGGACCUUGGGCAAAAUAUGUGGAUGAAAAGGAAGUUGCAAAACCUUCUGAA